CGAAAUAUUUGUAUGAAUCAGUAUGGCAGUUAUAAAUACGCUUCAAGCCUUUGUACAAACCGCUCUGGCGCUUUCAUUCAUUUUCAUUGCAGCAUUCAGUGGGUUGGAAGUAAUACCAGAGCGGGCUAAGUUGGAGUACGUAAAUGAAAAAUAUUUUUAUAAUUUAAGCGUGAACGUAAAACGCUAUAGCAGAAGCAGUUCUUACUACUUCAACAUUGAAAUGACGACUAAACAUGUAUGGACAAACAACGUUACGUUGCAUUUAAUUUUUAAUGAGUAUCUUCACAACGAGUAUCAAAGUUCCUUUAUUCAACUACACCACCGGUUCUGUGAUAUAAUAAAAUAUGACAAAUUUAUUGGAACUAUGGUCAAACAAGUCGGCUUAGAAUGCCCCAUGCCAGCUGGUACACUGCAAUUGAUGAACUUCACAUUGAGCCUGGAUAAAUUUCCAAAUGUGUUUCCAUUUCAAAAAUGUCGCGUUGAUGCUGAAGUAACAAUCACUGCUACAAAUGAAUCAAUGGCCGCAAUGUGCUUUUAUGUUUCAUUCAAAGAUACAAAACGAACUUGAAAUUUAAAAAAAAAGAAAUAAACAGCAGUAUCUCUUCGUUUUCUUACUGGUAACGCCACUUUAUAUAGGUUUACGUAUUGUUAUAAUUUUAUGAACAAUGUGUGACAAUCAAUCCAUUUCCUUCGCUUAGUUUUAUUGAUUUUAUUGAGCUCUAGCAAAACAAAUCAUCACCUUCCUUUCAUUCCAAAUUUCAAACCAGAAAAAAUACAUGAAGCCAUCACUCAAAAUGACCCAUAGCUAUACCCCACCCUACUUACAAAAAUACGCAAAACAAUGAUUCUAAGACACGAAGAUUGGAAAGAAAAUUUAUAAUGUUGUCUACAUAACCAUGUCUUAAAACAGCUUCGUAUUGAUGUCUUCGCCUCGAAUAAAUGGCUCGAAAUAGGGAAAUAUAUCCCAGAAACCGAGGAAUUUAUAAUAGCUACUUAGGAUCAGACGCUACACAGCACAUCACCAAAACUUGCACAACCCUCACACAGAGAUAUGACACUCAGAGCAUAAUCAUCAUCAUCCAGCAAAAACUAUCACUCGAACACAAACUUAAAAAUUAGAAGAUUUUGUGCCCUUAAAUGUUAGGUUUGACCAUAUUUCCCGUGAGGAUGUAGCACACAGGAACUUUUUUCUACCCAACAAUCUGUUUGGGAACCCAUCGAGCCCAGAAGAUGAAACGAAAGCGAUCACGAUUUGUGAUGGCACGUAAAUCUAUCUGCAAAAAAGUGGAAAUAAUUUUUGCCAACGCAAGUCUUACAGCCAUCACAAAUACAGAAACCUCCUAAAACCGUUCCUCUUAGUUUCUUGCGAUGGACACAUUAUCGAAGUUAACGGACCAUAUGCUACCACCGCGUCUGACGCAGAUAUAAUGAAUGACAUGCUUAAUAAUGCUGACAGUGGCUUCCACUGGCUGCUCUCAUAUAAUGUGCAUUAUAUGGGACAUAAGCCAUGCACGACAUUUGCCAGCAAUAACCCCUCCAGCUUAUGGAUUAGAGAACAUUAUUGUUGUACCAGACGACGAUGAUUUUAUAGUAUUUAAUAAAACAAAAUAACCCCUG
Danaus plexippus (monarch butterfly) is the source of this 1617-nucleotide messenger RNA. RefSeq lists its product as uncharacterized. The transcript is spliced from 4 exons. NCBI's taxonomy places the organism in Eukaryota, Metazoa, Arthropoda, Insecta, Lepidoptera, Nymphalidae. Bases 23 to 568 code for a protein of 181 amino acids. The record is from RefSeq and is a predicted model, not a curated record.